This is a messenger RNA of Photinus pyralis (common eastern firefly), 1904 nucleotides long. RefSeq names its product dolichyldiphosphatase 1-like. Lineage: Eukaryota; Metazoa; Arthropoda; Insecta; Coleoptera; Lampyridae. The transcript has 5 exons. Gene Ontology annotation, molecular function: sphingosine-1-phosphate phosphatase activity. The record is from RefSeq and is a predicted model, not a curated record. The coding region runs from base 52 to 795 and encodes 247 amino acids.
UCUGUGGUCCCUUAUCGUAAAAGCAAAAUACGAGUUGUGAAAAUAUGCAAAAUGGCGUUAUCAGAUGGGGACGAAAAUUAUUUUUCAAAAAUUUUAAAAGAAAAUGACAAAACUAAAUGGGUUCCUUUAUCACUAACAUUAGUCGAAUAUCCAAAAGAUGAUAUCCUAGGAAAAUUAUUAGCUAUAAUUAGUCUAACCCCCUUUGGAAUCGGGUCUGGAUUUUUAACAUUAAUACUAUUUCGAAGAGAUUUACAUACAAUCACGUUCUUCGUAGGAACUUUGUGCUCGGAGGCUUUCAAUUAUUUAUUAAAGCACUCGAUAUGUGAGGCUAGACCGAAGUUGCGACCGGAUGAUAUGGUCGAAUAUGGAAUGCCAUCUUCGCAUGCUCAGUUCGUUUGGUUUUUUGCAACGUACAUCAUAUACUUUGUCUUCAUUAGGCUUCACCAUAUGAACAACAACACGAUUAUCGAGAAUGUAUCAAAGUUACUAAUUAUCUCGUCAUCCGUAUUAGUAGCGCUACUAGUCAGCUUCAGUAGAAUUUAUUUAGAGUAUCAUUCCAUAAGUCAAGUGCUCUGCGGCGCUUUGGUGGGCGUAGUAUUCGCAACGUUCUGGUUUGCGCUAACAUAUUUCGUAUUUACGCCAUUGUUUCCACAAAUCGUCACCUGGAAAAUUUCGGAAUUUCUGUUGUUGCGCGACACGACACUCAUACCGAACGUGCUUUGGUUCGAAUACACAAAUACGCGGCAAGAGGUGCGUGCUAGAAGUAGAAAACUGGUUAGUAUGAAGUCCCAAUGACAUCUACUAAACAACGGUUUCAACUUUACAUUGCCAGCUGUGUUAAUUAGAUAUGUUAAGGCUGUUGCUAGGAAACGGUAAAGUACAAGUUUUUGCGAUAGAAUUUAUAUAGCGGUUGAUAUGUUUAUAUUAUAUAUUUUAAAUUUGUACAUAGUUUGGUAAAACAAUUCCCCCCCCCCCCCUCGAAGUAUAAAAUUUUGCAUAAUAAGCGAUAUUAUGUAAGGCAAUAAUCGUCAUUGUCUCAAAAAAUGUUUGUAAGAGGCACACAACUUAAAAUUAGGGAAUACUAUUCGAAAUGCAGCUUAAUAAUCUUCCUAUUUCGUUUAUGUUAAGUUAGCUACAUGAUCCUCUUAGUUCCUUCGAUUACGAUAUUUGCCACAUGUGUGUGCAAUGUUUCGUUUACGAUGGGUGCACUUUAAUGUAUUUGAAAGUCGAAUUCAAUUUUCAAGCGCAUAAAGUUUCCCCUAUAGAAGAAUUUUGCUCAUUAUUUUAAUGCUUAACACAUUUUCAGUAUAGUGUAAUUAUUGUAUUUGAUUGUACUUCCAAAAUUCAGAGAGGUAAUGCUUUAUACACAUUAAUAUUCGCCGUGCGAAUGUGGCACAUCUUUAUAGUCAAGUCGUAAUAAAACGUUUGUCAAUCAUUACGUCAGCCAGUCAAUUGGGGUAGCUUAGGAUAUAUUUAUAUGUGUUAACGUAUUUAAUUACCUACUUACAACUACGUUCUACAAUUUUUAACUACGUAGAGUUAGGUAGAUUAAUAAUUGUAAUAGUGAUAAUUAUUACUCUCGGUUGCUUUCCUAUUUUUAAGACAGGCAGCGCGUUUUUUUCUCCAUUAGAUGUGAUAUGUCUUUUUUUUAUCUUAAAUAAGUCAUCAGAUGUACUUAACUGUAACCAAAUGACUGAUUAUGUAAUAUUUUUACAAUUUACUCGUAAGUAUAAAAUAGGUUUAGGUGCACAUUUCGGAACUAGUGGUUAGAUAUCCAAUCAAACUGAUUCAAAUCGGUGCCUGUUGAACAGUGACACAUAGCUUUAGCUUGAAAAAUCAUUGUAAAGAUAAAAUGUGUUUUAUAGUGUUAACAAAUAUAAUUAUAAACAAUGCAUUCGUGUAAA